Molecule: messenger RNA, 4924 nt
Organism: Harpia harpyja (harpy eagle)
Lineage: Eukaryota; Metazoa; Chordata; Aves; Accipitriformes; Accipitridae
Gene: SLC9A5
Product: solute carrier family 9 member A5
Exons: 15
Coding region: 52-3255 (1067 amino acids)
Biological process (GO): sodium ion transport; proton transmembrane transport; regulation of pH
Cellular component (GO): membrane
Molecular function (GO): sodium:proton antiporter activity
Source: RefSeq, a predicted model, not a curated record
GGCCGGGAGCGCGGCGGAGCGGCGGGGAGCGGCGGGGAGCGGCGCGGGGCCAUGCAGCCCCCGGCGGCCUCCCCCGGCCCCGCCGCCCCGGCGGGAGCCGAGCUGCUGCGGUGGCAGUGGCGGGAGGUGCAGGCGCCCUGCCUGGUGGCCGCCUGGAUCCUGGUGGCCAGCCUGGCCAAGAUCGUUUUUCACCUGUCAAGGAAGGUGACGUCCAUCGUCCCGGAGAGCUGCCUCCUCAUCCUGCUGGGCCUGGGCCUGGGAGGCAUCGUGUUGGCCGUGGCAAAGAAAGCCGAGUACCAGCUGGAGCCCAACAUGUUCUUCCUCUUCCUUCUGCCCCCCAUCGUCCUAGACUCGGGCUACUUCAUGCCCAGCCGGCUGUUCUUUGACAACAUUGGUGCCAUCCUCACCUACGCGGUGGUGGGCACACUCUGGAACUCCUUCACCACUGGCGCUGCGCUCUGGGGGCUGCACCGAGCCGGGCUCAUGGCAGAUCCAGGCGUUGAAGCUGGGCUGAUGGAUUUCCUGCUCUUCGGCAGCCUCAUCUCAGCUGUGGACCCCGUGGCAGUGCUGGCCGUCUUUGAAGAGGUCCAUGUAAAUGAGACCCUCUUCAUCAUCGUGUUUGGCGAGUCUCUCCUGAAUGAUGCUGUCACCGUGGUGCUGUACAAGGUCUUCAACUCUUUUGUGGAGCUGGGCCCAGCACACAUCCAUGCCACGGACUACAUGAAGGGGGUAGCCUCCUUCUUCCUGGUGAGCCUCGGGGGCACGGCUGUGGGGCUGCUCUUCGCCUUUCUCCUGGCCCUGAUCACGCGGUUCACCAAGCGCGUGCGCAUCAUUGAGCCACUCUUUGUCUUCCUCUUGGCCUAUGUUGCAUACCUUGCUGCUGAGAUGGUCUCGCUCUCCUCCAUCCUGGCAGUCACCUUCUGUGGGAUCUGCUGCAAGAAGUACGUGGAAGCCAACAUCUCCCAGAAAUCCCGCACCACGGUCAAGUACACCAUGAAGACCCUGGCCAGCAGCUCAGAGACCAUCAUCUUCAUGUUUCUGGGCAUCUCGGCUGUGGACACCUCCAAGUGGGCAUGGGACACAGCACUGGUGCUGGGCACCCUGCUCUUUAUCCUGCUCUUCAGAGCUGCGGGCGUUGUCCUCCAGACCUGUGUGCUCAACCGCUUCCGCCUCAUCCCCCUGGACAGGAUUGACCAGGUGGUCAUGUCAUAUGGUGGCCUCCGCGGGGCCGUGGCCUUUGCCCUGGUCAUCCUGCUGGACAGGACAAAGGUGAAAGCCAAGGACUACUUUGUGGCAACGACCAUCGUGGUGGUGUUCUUCACUGUCAUUGUGCAGGUGAGGAUGGGCACCAUGCCCUCCUCCAGUGCUGCCCUCUUGCCCCAGAGCUGGCCUUGGGGGCCAGGCGGGUGCUUGGGGACAUGUGCGUGGGGCAAGUACCUCUUUUCAAGUGACCUUUGGUCCUUGGUGCCUCCUGGCACCCCAUCCAUCACCAGAACCACCGUGGCAUCUGUCACGAAGGUGGGGCCAUGGCCCACAUUGUUUCCCCGUUGGCCUCUUGUUCUGGGACUGGCUCCAAGGGCAGCAACGGCGUGUGCCUGGCCAGGCUGUUCUCUUUACAAAGCUGCUGAUGGCCCCUGGCUCUGGGGUACCUGUGCCCCAGGAAGGGUACCCGCACAGCAGAUGGAUGCAAGUCUAGGGGAGGGGGAACUUGGGGGGUAUGACAUGGUUGCUGCCUGUUGGGACACAGGACCAUCGCCCAGGUCCUGGAGGCAGGGGGUUGGGUUGGUAGGGGCACACACGGCUGGCACAGCUGCUGUCCCCGGUCACUUCGUGCUGCUUCUGCUCCCUGUGCCCCAGCCAUGCACCCUCUCGCCCUCCCAGUCUUUCCCUUGCCUUCUGCUGUUCCAGGGCCUCACUAUCAAACCCCUGGUGACAUGGCUGAAGGUGAAGCGCAGCGACCACCACAAGCCCACGCUGAACGAGGAGCUGCAUGAGCACGCCUUUGACCACAUCCUGGCAGCGGUGGAGGACAUCGUGGGGCACCACGGCUACCAUUACUGGCGGGACAAGUGGGAACAGUUCGACAAGAAGUACCUGAGCCAGCUCCUGAUGCGGAAAUCUGCCUACAGGCUGCGGGACGAGAUCUGGGACGUUUACUACAAGCUGAACAUCCGUGAUGCUAUCAGCUUUGUCGACCAGGGUGGCCACGUGCUCUCAGCUGCCAAGCUGGCACUGCCCUCCAUGCCCAGCCGCACGUCCAUGUCAGAGUCGUCAGUCACAAACCUCCUGAGGGAGAGCGGGAGUGGUGCAUGCCUGGACCUGCAGGUGAUUGACACAGUGCGGAGCCGCCGGGACAAGGAGGAUGCUGCCAUGCACCAUGUGCUGCGAGGGAGCCUCUACAAGCCCCGCCGGCGGUACAAGGCCAGCUACAGCCGUCACUUCAUCUCUCCAGAUAAACAAGAGCGCCAAGAUAAAGAAAUCUUCCGGCAGAACAUGAAGAGGCGGCUGGAGACCUUCAAGUCCACAAAGCACAAUGUCUGCUCCUCCAAGAACAAGGCCAGGCUGAAGGAAAAGGGCAGGAAAAAGAAGAACAUCUCUCUGACCAGAGAGGCAUCCAAUGGGAAGACGCACAGAAAUGUCCCCUGGCAGGAGGCAGCUCCUGUCCUUGUAAUGGUCAGCUCAGAGGAGGAGGAGAGCGAUAGCUCAGAGACGGAGAGAGAGGACGACGAAGGGAUUGUGUUCAUCGCUCGAGCCACUGAUGAGGUCCUACAGGGAAAGACAACUCCUGGCAGCCUGGAUGUCUGCCCCAGCCCCUGCAUCAUCCCGCCAUCGCCCACCUUGGCAGAGAAGGAGCUGCCGUGGAAAGGAGACCAGGCUGAUCUGGCUGUUUAUGUCUCCUCGGAGACCACCAAAAUUGUGCCAGUGGAUAUGCAGAAGGCGUGGAACCAAAGCAUCUCCUCCCUGGAGAGCAUCGCUUCCCCCCCAGGCAUCGAGAGUGUACCUCAGCACAGGAGAUUCGCCUGCCCUGUGCUGGAGGAACAACCCCAGUCUGCGAGCCAGGUGAUGCCGGAGCAGGGCUCCUGCUUCCAGUUCCCCAGCCAUGUCUCUAAGAGCAGCCGGUCACAGAGUGACAGCAGCCCGGAUGGCGCUGAGCAGCAGGAGCUGCAGCCUUUGAUGGCCACAGAGGAGCAGGGCAGGAUGCUGCCUGCCACGGAGCCCAGAUGGCUGAUGUUCAACAGAGCAAGCCACCUCUGAGGCAGACUGUGGAUGGGAAAGGGGCUGGGGGCUGCGGACGGGCUGCGACCCGCUGACCGCUCUGCUGUCUUGCAUUAUAAAGCUUGUGUGUGUCUCCAUAAACUCCAGGAGUCGCAGGAGAGCCCAGUACUCCUCCCAGAGCUGGACUCCAGGGUGGGCUUUGCCCAUACACCUAAUGAUGCAAAACUGGUCAAUAACUGGGCUUCAUGCUGCAACAGCAGGUACCAACAAUCCCUGUCCACCCAGGGAGGCACAGACCCCAAACCUCAUUCUUCCUCGCUGGUCCCUACACAUUUCUGGAGCUGGGAGUCCAGAGAUGUUCCUCCCAGGGCUGGGAUCCCAGCCAGACUCCAUCCUGUCAUGGCUGUGCUGCCCUGAGGUGUGGAGGUGCUGGUUAACGGGCCGUGGCUGCUUGCGGGUGUAGGAGCAUGAGCUGAUCUCCAGCCUGGCUGUGAGUAGGAGACCUCUGCGGAGAGGGCUGGGAGUGGCGGCUGGUGCACGAGAGCCCAUCCACACACAGCGACCGAGCCAUUGACUUCAAGGUGGUUACAGUGCUGGUUCCUCACAGCUUGCAUGGAGCUCAGCCAGGAGGCCAGAGGUGGGCUCCUUGCCACAGCAGCUCUGCAUUCCCUGGGUUAUGGAGGUACCACAGAGGCAAGGCCGUGACCUUCUCAGGACUGGGAGCAGCGCUCCUGGGGUUUGGCUCCACCAGGAGCCGGACUAGUGAACCUGUACGCACAGGGACUCCUCUGGCAACCAACCUGCUGUGCCAGCCUCACACCUGUUGUCUGGAUGUAUCCCCAAUAGCUGUGGUUUUCAGCUGUCUGGCUUUGCUAGGAGGCAGCUGCCCUGCACAGCAUCCUUGGCAUUCAUCCUGCCCAUGUCCCAGUCCCUCCAGUUGCCUGGGGCCCAUCAGCUGGGAGGGCUGGUCAUGGUGCAAGGAGCAGAGCGAGCAGCAGGUAUGAAUGUACAUGAGGAACAGGGGUCAUGGGCGAGAGCCGAGUGCAUCUUCAAAGGUCUGUCCCCACCACCUGCCACCCAGCUAUCUCUGGUCCCUCCUGAGAGGGUGGUGGGACCCGGUGGCAAUGGCCCACACAGUGAAUUAUUCCUGGUGUGACCCCAAGGGCCAAGAAUUGCUGCCCAAGAACUGCUCUGCAUGCAAAAGCUUGGCAUGGCAGCUGGGCACUGGCAAUGUGGGAGGGUUGGGGAUGCUUCUCUUGGGGAAGAAUGGGGCCUUGGGCUCUUAAUGCCCCAAAGCAGGUAAUUAAUUGUCUAUUCCAGUAUGUGGGCAUGCUGAGACAGCAGCUAUCAAGGGGACACUUAGAUGCACUGGGUGAGUGAGCCCAAUGUGGGGCAAGCAAGCUGACGGUACCCCCCCGGUACUGUUAGCAAGGCUCAGCAAAGGCUGUUCUGCUCUGUACCUGUUCCACCAGAUGAGCAUGAGGUUUUUAAAAGGUUUUUAUAUAGUUUUGCAUUUCUGGUAUGCCUUAUUCUGGAUUUGAUUUCUGAUAUUGGGCCAUACUAAAUCUCUAGCUGGGUCAGUGUUUUCUGUAGCCAUGGGCACCACAAAUGACUCAAGACUUAAUAUGUUAUUUGCAAGAAUAUUGUUUUAAUGUGAAAAUAUAUGCAGAGUAUUUUGUAAUGUUCAAUAAAUCAGAGUUGGAGCAGA